AUGACCGCUGAGCUUGUGGCGCUUCCAAAGUACUCGAUAUUUAGCAUCUGCUCGCCUGUCUGUGCUAUGGGUCAUAGCAACUCCAUGAGCCCUGUUAAGAACGGCAACAACGGACGGCCUUGCUCCUCCUUAUCGCCGUCCACUGCGCCGCCAGAGCGCGUCGAAAACCUUGGCGGGUCGGCCAUUGAGGUGCUGGAGAAGCCCGUCCACCACGACAACCCUGUUGAACCAGUGCGUGUGAAGCUGCAAGACCCCGUUGGAUACCCGUCCGACUCUCUUUGGUCGUCAGAAGGACUCAAAUCGCGCUCCUCCCUGCUCUUCUCCGUGCAAGCUCUGAGCGAGCACCCAGUCAGCUUCUCACUGCGUGCCCCACGAGUCCAGUCUAUGGCGGACUCUUGCUCCGUCCACAGUGUUCAGACCACACCGCCCACCGACUCAGACGAAGGCGAGAUAGUGGCGGUGGACAAUCAAGAGGAAGACCACAGUCAGGAUGAUGCCCUAUCUUUGAAUGCUGGAGAGUUGCCAACAUUGUGGGGAACGACAUCGAAGCAGUCUAGCAAGGAUAACCAACCCAUUGACAACCAGGAGUCCGAGUCGGCUGAACUUCCACUGAAUAUGCAACUCGAAGAUGACAAGUGUGUGCUGUCUCAACGUCGUGAUCACCACUCGGUGGAUAUUUGGAAGAACCCGCACGACGAUUUUGAGGACAGUGACUUCACUUCAAUUGUGAGUCCCAUUCCCUCCCCUGAUAAGCAGAGUUUUUUGCGCUCAAGCACCGAGUCUGCCCCUGCAAGGCGAUCACGUGGCAACAGCAGAGUUUUAGGCGACCGUAUACCUCCGGGAAUGUCACUAAUUGAUCGAAUACAAGAAGACUUUCCCCGCACACCAUCGCCCGAAUAUGGGCAGCUUGAAGACGGUGGUUUGCCUGCUCGAUAUUCUUUCGGAGAUGCAGAUCAGGAGGAUCAGUCUGUAUUCGGCGUCAAUGAAGGAAUGGGGCUGCUGAAGCUUGGCAACUACCGCUCAGCACAGCCUGGUCACGAUUUCAAGGAUUUGUCGCAUCACACUUCUGACCCCAGACUUCCUGGGGUGAACACUUACCGUUAUUCGUUCAGUAGAAGAACCAGUGAGCCUCCUUUCGGAAAGCCUUACCGUGGAGCUACGACGCAAGGCUACUCAUCGCCUUAUGGCAUAGAAGCUCAAGGAGCACAGAGCUACCCCAUAGUAAUGGGGGCCACCAAGUCUCGAUGGUCUGCCAACGAGCAUAUACACUCGUUCCAAUCGUCCGCAUUUGGUUUCGCACCAUCGGCUUUCGCAAUUCCGCAUCCCAUUUACGGUUCGGCUACGCCGGCUUACCCUGUUAACUACACAGGAGAGCACGGAAGUGGGAAAUACACUGACAAAUUGUUCACAGCUCGCCCAUCGUAUCCUCUAGUUGAUCGUCCACUGUAUGAUCUUCAUGACUUCGGAAGCUACCUGCCUCAUUCUCAGAUGCUCCAUAGGCCAAUUUUUGGAGGACCUCAGCAAAAUGAUUUCGAGUAUUUUCACCCGGUCGCGCACUCAUACUCGUCCAAUAGCCUUUUGGAGGAGUUCAACUCGGCACCGAAAUCAGAGAAAUGGGGGUUAUCUGCCAUCAAAGGACACCUUUUUCUCUUUGCAAAGGACCAGACAGGCUCACGGUUUAUUCAGCAGAAGCUGGAGAAGGCUGACGAACGCUUGAAAGCUGACGCAUUCAACGAGAUAUUCCCAAAUUCGCUCUUACUCAUGACGGAUGUGUUCGGCAACUAUGUGAUUCAGAAGUUUCUUGAGUAUGGAUCUCCGGAGCAGCAGCAGCUGCUGGUGGAGUUGAUGACUAGAAAUAUGAUCAGUUUGGCCCUGCAAGUGUACGGAUGUCGUGUGAUCCAGCGUGCGCUAGAGGUGACCCAAGUAGAAGAACAACUCGCCCUAAUCCGACAGCUGAAGGGAUAUGUGACAAAGUGCGUUGUCGACCAGAAUGGCAACCAUGUUCUGCAGAAAUGCAUUGAAGCAGCAUCGUGGAAAAGGGCGGCUGAGUGCACCGGAUUGGAACCGCAACGUUUUGUGACGGGAAAGGAUAUCCAGUUCAUCAUCGAUAGUUUUGUCGGCAAUGCUGCAGUACUCUCCACACAUUCGUACGGGUGCCGUGUUAUCCAGCGCGUGUUGGAACACUGCGCACCCGAUCAGAUUCGCCCCCUGCUGAGUGAGAUCAUCUUCAAGUGCCGCGAGCUCGUGAAGGACCAGUUUGGCAAUUACGUUGUGCAACAUGUCAUUAGUCACGGCGAACUCGACCAACGCAAUAUUGUCAUGCAAGCAGUGCUUCCUGAAAUCGCACGAUGGAGUCAGCACAAGUAUGCCAGCAAUGUCGUGGAAUCCUGUUUGGAGCAUGCGACAAAUGAAGAGAUUAGUCAAAUUGUUGACUUUAUCCUUCAGUGUGACGAGAGUGGAGCGUCUUGUGCACUGCUUCCCAUGAUGAAACACAUGUACGGGAACUACGUGGUGCAAAAACUGCUAGAGCGGGCAGAUGAUCACGACCGCCAACGCAUUGUAUGUAUUGUUCGACACAACGAGGACUAUCUGAAGCGCUUCACGUUUGGAAAGCACGUUUUAAGCCGGCUAGAGCGCGAGGAGCAGGCGAACAAGUACUUCUGA
Messenger RNA from Peronospora belbahrii, 2664 nucleotides. The record is from the annotation of a GenBank genome assembly. Lineage: Eukaryota; Oomycota; Peronosporomycetes; Peronosporales; Peronosporaceae.